Colias croceus (clouded yellow) is the source of this 4557-nucleotide messenger RNA. RefSeq lists its product as uncharacterized. The record is from RefSeq and is a predicted model, not a curated record. The transcript is spliced from 7 exons. Lineage: Eukaryota; Metazoa; Arthropoda; Insecta; Lepidoptera; Pieridae. Bases 113 to 4156 code for a protein of 1347 amino acids.
AUACAUGUAGAUACCUACGUGUUUUAAAUGUUGGUGAAAAUUUUGUUUAUUUUCAGUUUACAGGGGAUAUAACCAAUUUUCCUAUAUUACUCACUAUAGAAGAUAUUCAAUAAUGGAUAUUCUGUAUGAUGACUUAGAAAAUUAUGAAGAAGAAAAUAUAAUACAUGAUUUAAAAAAUGAAAAUAAAGAAUUAAAAAAGAAGAUUGAGGAAUAUACUGUUGCUAUUAAUAAGCUCCAAAAAAAUAUUUUGCAGGAUUUUGACAAACUAAGUUCAGAAUAUAAGAAAUUGGAGGUGAAUUACUCUUCGUUACUUAAAACUGCAAAGGCUGAAAUUGAAAGGAAAACAAAAAUUAUUACUGAUCUCAAUAUAGAGAAAGAUAUGCUUGUUAUAAAAGGCCUGCAAACACAAGGGAGAGGAUUUUUCAACUCAAUUAGAAAUAUCCACACAGGAAGUCAUAAAAGUAACAAGAAUGCAGUUGACAACCAAAAAACGAGAAGUAAUUCUCCAGUCAACAAGGAUGCUAAAAAAGAUGAACAAGAAACAAAAGUAGACAGAAUUAAAGAUGUAAGAGAUGUAAUUAAAAUUAGUGAAACAAAAGAAAAUAUAUUGGAUGAUAAAUCUAUUAAAAGAUCAAGGAAAGUAAUGGACAGGAGGAAAUCUAUGCCAGCUGUGAACAAAAUUUUGGAGGACAGUAAACCUGUAUGGAGUUCUGAAGAUGAAAAUGAGCAAUGUAAUCCAUUAAGACACCCUAGACUGAGUCACAUUGACCAAUCAGACAGAAGAAGCAACAGAACAUCUGAAACUUCCAGUAUGGAUGAUAGAUAUUCUUACAAUAGUCAGACAUCAAAAGAUCUCAGACAUAGACGAAAAAAUGCAAGGAUUCAUGAUGAUAAACACAAAAGUAAUUUCCGAUCUGAACCAAAUCACCACAGAAGAAAUGGAAGUCCGGAAAGGAGUACACGAAACAGAGGACUCGACAAUUACUCUAUGCAGCAUAAUUACGAACGACAACGAAGCCCACCGUCUGAUCGCUACAGGCGCAAUAAAAGUCGAGAUCGUCGCUCCAAUUACGACAAAGACUCAUGUUUUUAUGAUAAUCCUGUGAACGAUAGAAGUGAAAAACAUGCAACGAAACAUAAAUUGCCUCACCAGUUCCAUUCAGAAGAACCUAGCCACAAGAAAAUUAGAGUAGAUUCUUAUGGAGAAUACCUAAGUGGAGAUCGGGAUCGCGGCGCCAUCUACAAUGAACAUAUUGAUCCAUCCACAGCACUUAUAUCUCCUGACGAUCCAUACAGGAACUGUCAAUCACCUGAUCAUUUUAUGUCCGAGACCAAUGAUUAUAACAAAGUAAAAGAAAUAAUGCACACAGCUGCAACACCAUUAGAAGAUCCUAGGAUUUCAAGCAGGAAAUAUAUUUUAAAGACUGAAAAUAGUAAAGCUGUAUUAAAGACAACAUCUAGUCAAGACAUUGAUAUUAGAAUGGUAGACAAAUCAUUAUGGAAACUACCAAAAGUAAUAGUACCUGAUGCUUUAGUAGAUAAACCAUCAUAUCAUCAUAAUAUGAGUGAAGAGAUAGUGGAUGAAUUUUAUAUGAAUAUUCAAAAUUUAGAAUUGGAUAUGUCUCUGGAAUCUGGUGAGAUAGGAAGAAUAGAAGACGAAACUGAUUAUGGAAAUGAUAUUGUUAAAGAGAGGCUUAAAACUAAACAAUCAGAUGACCAGACAUCUUAUUUGGAGAAACCAAAAGAACCUGUGAAUAAAUAUAACAUACCUAAAAUGAAAAACCAAACAUCAACUGAAGUUAGAACUAAUGAAGAAUAUGCAGAACCAAUGUUAGAAAACGAAGGAAAUAAGAAGUUAAACAAACUUAACGAGGAGUUACAAGAUACAAUUCAGACUGAAAAUCGACAAUUAGAUGACAAAAUAUGUGUAAAUGAAACUACUGCCUCAAAACCUUUUUCGGAUCAGGAAAGUAAUGACAUUGACAUGGAGAAUCAAGCUAGCUCCCUGGGUACUGUAGAAAGAGAUUUAUUGUUAAGUGAUGAUGAUAACAUGGAUUUACCAACGCAAAAAACUUCAGAUGAGCACAAAACUGACGGAAGUCAAAAUAACACGAAGCAAGAUACAGUUGGUAAUGUAUCAUGUGGCGAAUUCAAGGACAAAAAAGAAAAUAUAGAGGAAGUAAAAGAAGAUAAUAAAUCUACAAAACGAAAAGAUAGAUGUCGUGAGAAAAGCACUAAGAAAAAAUCAGUUAAACCUGUUUCAUGUGAUCAAACUAAAAACAAAGUGGGUAUAAUAAAACAGGAGAAUGAUGCGGCACCAAAAAGUAAAAAAGUAAAGAGUACUGAUAAUAACACAAAAACCAUAGACCCUGUUUCUAGUGAAGAAUCUAAGGCAAAAGGUAGUAACAUAAAGCUAGAGAAAGUAACAGACGUAUUGGAGUGUAUUAAUACUAAAAUAGAUAAACUUAGUGAAAAUAAGUCAAAGAGAAAUACAGCAGAUCCCUUACCAUGUGAGGAAACUAAAUGCACAGUUGGUAAUGUAAAGCAAGAAAAAGGUUUAGGUAAGUCUACAAAAACUAUGAAAGAUAAGUGUAGUAAUGAUAUAAAGUCGCACAAAUAUACAGCAGAGACUGUGUCAUGUGAGGAAUCCAAUGUCAGUAACUUAAAACAAGAGAAAGAAGUUGAAAAGUCCAUAAAAACUACAAAAGAUACAUGUAGUGAUGUUAUAUCACAGAAAACUACUACUAAGCCUGUCUCAUGUCAUGAAAUCAAGGACAAUACCGUAAAUCAGGAGAUAGAAGUGGACGACACAGUCAAAACUGAACAAGAAAAGAAAUCAAAGAAAAUAACAUGUGAAGUGUCAAAGGCUGGAGUAGCCUAUUUAAACCAAGGACAAGAAGUGGAUAACACAGUAAAAACUAAACAAGAAAAGUGUAAUGAAAAGAAAGUAAAGAAAAUAACAGUUGAUACUGUCCCAUGUAAAGUAUCAAAAGUUGAGGUUGUCAAUUUAAAGCAAGAGAAAGAACUAAUGAAGUCUACCAAAACUAAAAAGGAUAGUGAUGUAACUGCUAAAGAACCAAAAAGCAAAAGGAAUAAAAAGAAACUAGAGACAAAAACUGCAGAGCAAACUAAGGAUACAGUUACCAAGAAAUCCAAAAGCAAAAAUGAAAAAUAUGUUAAAACUGAAGAGAUUAAAACGAAAUUUAGUGACUUAUUUGGUGAAAGUAAUAGUUUAAUUAUGCCUGAAGAUUUAGGUAUUGCACCCGCGGCUACUGCUGCGGUAAAGCAAACCGUAUUUGAAUCUAUUUUCGAUGAUACUCAAAGUGCUGUGGACAUGAAAUUAGUACAAACAGAUGGUCAGGAAAAAGUACUAGAAAAUGUACAAAAUGUAGAAACUGGUCACAAACAAAAUAAAAUAGACAUUAAUAGCUUAAAAAUGGAUUUCAUUGACGACGUAACUUUAACUAAUGCUAAGAAAGAGGAACAACAACCAGAAGAUAAGCAGGUUCAUGAUAAAGAAGUUAAUAUGGAUAGAAAUAAUUUAUAUGCAAACCUAAACCCUGAAGUGUCAAUGGAUGGAUCAAAUGUUGUUAUAAUAUCUACAGGUGUUCAACCUCAUAUUGACAGAAUAAGUCCAAGCACUCAUGAGACAGAAGUCAAUACACAAAUGCCUACAAAAAGUUACUGCUUCCCAUCAUCAUUCAUUGACGACGUAACUUUAACUAAUGCUAAGGAAGAGGAACAACAACCAGAAGAUAAGCAGGUUCAUGAUAAAGAAGUUGAUAUGGAUACAAAUAAUUUAUAUGAAAACCUAAACCCCGAAGUAUCAAUGGAUGGAUCAAAUGUUGUUAUAAUAUCUACAGGUGUUCAACCUCAUAUUGACAGAAUAAGUCCAAGCACUCAUGAGACAGAAGUCAAUACUGAAGUGCCUACAAAAAAUUACUGCUUCCCAGUUUUAAAAGCUUUGGCAACAUCAACACCUCUAAAGGUUAGCGUUGAAGCAUCGGUGCAUAAUGAUGAUGACACUGCAAAGAAUAUGACAAGUCAGGAUUCAAAUAUAGAUUCAUCAAACAACUCAAAGACUGCUGAAGCAAAUGACCAGGAUGUGCCUGAUGUCAGAAUAUUUGUCAAACGACGAAGGAAAGUGAAGAAAUAGGCAAUAUUUAGAUUUUAUGUUAUAUUUAUUUAAAAAAUAGGAAAUACAUAAUGUAUUUAAAGUUUAUUAAGUUUUUAAAGAAUCAAUUUUAAUUUGAUAAUGAUAAAUAUUACUCAAUUUUAGAAGCAGCGGGCAGGAAUAGGACAAUGAUUUCCUUUGUGUAUUUAAUUAUUUUUAAUGAUAAUGUACUGGAAAGGUUUUGUAAAUAUUAUGAUAAAGAUCUUUAUUUGAGUAAUUGUGCUCCAGUAUUUAAUUUGAUAAAUAAGUGUUUAAAAGUAUUCUGGCUAGCACUUUGUUUCAUAGCUGUCACACGACAACCUUUGUUUUAAGCAAUGUUGCUGUCUCAUUUAUAAUAUAAGAUGUACAAAUGAUACAGAAAUAAAAAAUAUAUUUCAUUCCCA